Messenger RNA from Poecilia reticulata (guppy), 4447 nucleotides. RefSeq names its product F-box and leucine-rich repeat protein 20 (gene fbxl20). Gene Ontology annotation, cellular component: cytoplasm. The record is from RefSeq and is a predicted model, not a curated record. NCBI's taxonomy places the organism in Eukaryota, Metazoa, Chordata, Actinopteri, Cyprinodontiformes, Poeciliidae. Gene Ontology annotation, molecular function: protein binding.
UAAAUGCCCUGUUCGUCUUUCUGUUGCGCCAUAAACAGAAAUUAAAGAUGUAAAUCUUAUCGUAGACUGUUUAUUAAUUGUGCGUGGGAAGAUGGGGUAGUUUUAUAUUAUAUGAUAAUGCAUUUCAUCUGUAUUUUGUGUUAUGAAAUUGUUUAGUUUUGUGAGGAUUUCAUAUUUGUGACCGUUUCUAUGAGUUCAUGAAGCCUGUAGGGCCAGGUAUUUGUGCUACGUGUGCGUGUUGAAAGGUUGACACCCCGCAUUGAUAUCUUUACUUCAAGCUCCAGUGAACAAGCCGUAAAGCAACAACAUCGCAACCCCGGGAACAACGGGAGAGGACAUGAUAAUCGUGGAUCGGGCCCGUAUUUCUAUUCUGCAGCGCCUACGCCGAGCUCAUUGAGUCGGUAGCCAACGUCCGACAUGGGGAAGGAGGUAAACGGUGUUUCACGGAGCCGGUUUGAGAUGUUCACAAAUAGUGACGAGGCAGUCAUCAAUAAGAAGUUGCCUAAGGAGCUGUUGCUACGAAUCUUUUCCUUUCUGGAUGUGGUGACACUCUGUCGAUGUGCCCAGGUCUCACGGUCYUGGAAUGUCCUGGCCUUGGACGGCAGCAACUGGCAGCGAAUCGACCUCUUUGAUUUUCAGAGGGACAUUGAGGGUCGGGUGGUGGAGAACAUUUCAAAGCGAUGUGGGGGCUUCCUUAGAAAAUUGAGCCUAAGGGGUUGCCUGGGUGUUGGUGACACCGCCUUGAGGACUUUUGCACAGAACUGCAGAAAUAUUGAGCUACUUAGCUUGAAUGGCUGCACCAAGAUUACUGACAGCACGUGUAAUAGUCUCAGUAAGUUCUGUCCAAAGUUAAAGCACCUGGACCUCGCCUCCUGUACCUCAAUCACCAACCUGUCUCUUAAAGCUCUCAGUGAAGGUUGCCCUUUGCUGGAGCAGCUGAACAUUUCCUGGUGUGAUCAGGUCACAAAGGAUGGCAUCCAAGCUCUGGUGCGCUCCUGUCCCGGGCUCAAAGGCCUCUUCCUAAAGGGCUGCACACAGCUUGAAGAUGAGGCUUUGAAGCAUAUCGGAGCACACUGUCCAGAGCUGGUUACUCUCAACCUGCAGACAUGCUCGCAGAUCACAGAUGAUGGCCUCAUCAUUAUUUGUCGGGGUUGCCACCGCCUGCAGUCUCUGUGUGUGUCGGGUUGUGCCAACAUUACAGACGCCUUCUUGCACGCCCUGGGACAGAACUGCCUGCGUCUCAGAAUAUUAGAAGUGGCUCGCUGCUCUCAGCUCACAGAUGCUGGCUUUACUCCAUUAGCAAGGAAUUGCCAUGAACUUGAGAAGAUGGAUUUAGAAGAAUGUGUACAGAUCACAGAUGUAACUUUGAUCCAGCUGUCCAUUCACUGUCCUCGUCUGCAAGUCCUGAGUCUGUCUCACUGUGAGCUGAUAACGGACGACGGCAUCAGACACCUCGGCAGCGGCCCCUGCGCUCACGACCGCCUGGAGGUGAUCGAGCUGGACAACUGCCCCCUCAUCACAGACGCCUCGCUGGAGCACCUGAAAAGCUGCCACAGUCUGGAUCGCAUCGAGCUUUAUGACUGCCAGCAGAUUACCCGCGCAGGCAUUAAAAGACUACGGACUCAUCUGCCUAACAUCAAAGUGCACGCGUACUUCGCUCCUGUCACUCCGCCCCCCUCCGUCGGGGGCAGCCGUCAGAGGUUCUGCCGCUGCUGCAUCCUGCUAUGAUGCAAAGACAAGACCUCCACCCCCGCCCCUCCUCCUGCAAACCUCCCUACUCGGCGUGUUCCUCCCCCAACCCAAUGCCACACCGUCUCGUCUUCUAAAGAAAAAGGAUACAGGAAACUUCAUGCUGGUGUGCCCGCUCUGCUUUCUUCUUUCUCGGAGCUCCAGAGAACGACGGAGAACCAAACGGGAUUCAAGAUUCUGGAUGAACUACUCUGGAAACGGUUUUGAGUCCCAAAUCAUACACGGUUAACACGAACAUCGGUGGGCACAUCAGUAUUAUUAAGAGGGGCUGUGCGAAUAACAGCUGUGUUCAUCAGUGCUACAAGAUUUUCCUUUCAAUCAAAUGAAGUAUGGACAACUCCCCCCUCCACCCUUCCAGUAAAACUGAGGAUUUUCACAAAGAUCCCCUCCUCCCAGUUUUUUUUCCCCCUGGUUUCGAAGGUCACUCAAAAGCUACCUCUAAACAGGAACUGCACUUGAGUAAGACCGACGUUUGCUGAUUUAUUUCAAAAUAAAAGCAGCAGUGACAUAGCUGAAAAACUGCCAACACCUCCAACACACACACACACACACAUGCACACACAGCAGCAGAGAGCAAUUAUUUUUGUUCCUUUUAAGAAUAUCUGCAGCCAUUUGCACCUACAAUGAAAAAGAGAAACAAUGAUCAGACACUUUACUAACACACGCUGGCGCCCACAGCCGUUCUCCUCUCGCCUCUCUCCGUUACAAUCAGGCGCUUCAAGAUACUGAAGAGAAUAGAAACAAAAGUUGAAAUAUUUUUCUAGAACUCAGACUCACAAGUCGGGACAUAAGAAGAUGCCAAAUGUUGCAUGUGACUCCUAGUCCUUUUUUUUUUUUUUUUUUUUAAUAAAAAAUAAAAAAUAAAAUAAAUAAGUGUAAAUAUAUAGGAUUGCAAGUCGAAGCCAGCUAAGAAGCAGCAACAGGACAGUGACGUAAGCUGUGGGUGGAGACAUCCACCCAUCAGAGGUAGCUCCAGCAAAGUCGGAGCAUGCUCGUUUACACACUGAUCUGCUGGGGAGUUUAAGCCAGAUCUGUCUGAUUUGCUGGCCUGUUACAGCUUAUGUUAACAACAACAAACUUUUCUUUUUUUUUUUUUUAUUUCCCCGAGAAGAAGUGUAAAAAUAAGACCCAACAUCACUACAGGAAUUCAAGCUGAAGGACAAUGGAAAGAUAAAGCCAACUUAAAAAAAAAACCUCAACAACAAUCAAUCCUAGAUUGUUUACUUUCAGUUAGUUUGAGUUCACUGAGUUGCUUUUUCUUUCGCCUGGAGGACUAAGGAAGCGGUAGUGGUCGAGAGCCUCAGUUCCUCGGAGGCCUUGCAGGGAUCCUUCCGGCCGUCCGGGACGAGCGACCCUGAAGCCGCUCCGAGAGAAAGCUGACUGAAUCUGAGGCCUGCAGCGGCGGAGCUUCUAAAGGACUUCAGCUCCGUGGCCCUUUGAAGUAUUGAAGCCUUUUCUUAUGAAUCGCCCUGUCCUGCUCUCACACCUGCUUCAUUCUAUCUCUUUAUAUAAAUGUUUUUUUUUGUUUGUUUUUUUUCCCCCCUCCCCUUCUGGCUGUAAUUUCCUCUGAGUUUUUCACUCUCUUUGUUUUGCUGUGGUUUGGAUUCUGUCUCCGUUGUGUUUGAAGCCAUGAGUCCCGUCUCUACGGAAUGAUUUUAAGCCUAAUUUCCGAUCCCGGUUUUGAUCUGAUGGAGUUUGUUUUCAUUAAGUUUGUUACUAAAUGUGUAGCAUUUGUCCGUGGGAAGUAUUGGCAUCAGUGCAAUCGUACUUUUUUUGUUUUGUUUUUAACUACAUAUAAGUUGGGGUUAAGGGCGAUUAUUGCUGAAUGUUUUAAUCGAGGAGAAGGAUCUUAUCGCAGCAGAAUGAUUCUCAUUUCCACCCACACGCAUUUUUUAUUUGCCUUGUUUUAAGAAAAAGAAACCCUUUACUCAAUGUUCUCUGCCUAAAUGCUUCAAACAAAGCGAUAAAUAAGGGUAUUUGUCACCAAUUUAAUGUGCAUUGCAACAAAUUGGCAUUUGCCAAAUCCAAAAUUAUGAUUCUAUUCGGUGCACAUUUUUUAUUUUAUUUUUGGAAGGGGCUUUACGAAAGUAUUUGUAAAGAGAGGAGUGUGUAAAGUUUGGAAAAGGUGACAGACUCUGUCUUUGGGCUCCAGAAGACAAGAUUUUAAUCCGGGAUGUAAAACCUGCUUGUCCUCAAGUUCACCAGUGCAGCUAAUAGCGACGUGCUUUCAACCUGCUCCUGAACGUUUCAUGUGUAUUAAAGAAUAUGUCAUUUGAUGCUUCAAACAAAAAAAACAAAAAAAAAAAGAAGAGAGAAAAACACUACAAGUUCCACCUUGAACUUAUGUUUCCAGAGCAGUAUCAAACUCUUAUCUUUAUAUCUGCGCUCUAGGUCCCCUGGUUUACAUGGAAGUUGGAGCCAUCACGCUCCGGUUCUGUUCGUCUAAUGCACGUUUUGUCCUAAACACUGGAGUCAGGUUAAGGAGAAAGGCAGAAGAAGCUGAAUCAACAGUGUCUGUGUCGGAGGCAGAAGAUUUGACACCUGAGAAAUAUAAAAAAACAAAAAAAGAAAAACGGGAGUUUUGGAAGUGACUGUAGUUCAUAUAUUUACUGUAAAUCUUUUCCUUUUUUCUUUCUUUUUUUUAUAAUUAACCAAUAUAAAGAAAUAUGUACGUAUGAAUAAAUAUAUACCUAUAUUA